CUUUAAAAAAUACAGAUUUUUCUAACAAAAAACUGCUUCAACCGCCGACCAGAGAUGCGAUCAUGGUGUACUCCAACCGCGGAGCAGAGAUGCGAUCAUGGUGUACUCCGGCAUGUUCACCACCACGUUAUUAGUUAGCAGCGUGACGCCAUUUCUCAACUAUGCAACCAGUAGAAGCGUACGAUUUAACAACAUAAUAUUUAAAUGAUUCUGCAAUUUGAAAUAAGAAAUAAUGGCUCAAAGCUAAACCCCAUUGAAAGAGUAUCAAGCCAUUCAAGAAGCUAACAUGCAAGAAGGGACAAAUGAUUACCUGGAUAAACGAAUCUUUAUAAAUCAACAUAUAAACUAACUCAAGAAUGUAGGUCCAGAAAGCAAUGUGUAUCUUUUUUAUAAAUGAACAUCAAAACAAUUUAGGACCAGAAAGCAAUGGGUAUAUAUAAAUAUAUGUAUAUAAUUCAGAGUAAGUAUGAUUAUAAGAAAUCUUAUAAAUAAGCCUUGAUCUAGGAAACAGUCAGCAUAAUAGUAGCCAAUGACAAUGGUUGAUGUGCAAAACUGCACUAUACUCUUCUUGGCUUGGCUAGCCUCCAUUGCCUUGUUUCGAACCAUCUGGACCAAGCUGAAGGCGAGGGCUCAACUUCCACCUGGUCCGCGACCCCUACCCAUCAUCGGAAACCAACAUCUCCUCCGCCCAAUAGCUCAUCAAGCUCUUCACAAACUAUCCCUAAACUAUGGACCCUUGAUGUGUCUCUUCUUUGGCUCAAAACCUUGUGUUGUUGUAUCCUCUCCGGAAAUGGCUCAAGAAGUUCUUAAAACCCAUGAAACUCUUUUCUUGAACCGACCAAACAUUGCCAACAUCGACUACCUUACAUAUGGUUCGUCUGAUUUAACAAGGGCACCUUAUGGACCUUACUGGAAGUUCAUGAAAAAGAUUUGCAUGUCUGAGCUUCUCAACGGUCAAACAGUAGAGCAGUUUCGACCAAUUAGACAGGAGGAAGUGAACCGGUUUCUGCAGCAAAUAUUGAGUAAAGCCAAAGCAGGUGAGACAUUUGAUGUAAGAACAGGGAUUGUGAGGCUGACAAGUAAUGUGAUUUCAAGGAUGGCUUUGACACAUAGGUCUUGGUUUGGCAAUUACAAGACUGAUGAGAUGAGGCAAUUAGUUGGAGAGAUGAAUGACCUUGUUGGAAAAGGUAGUUUAUUAGAUUUGAUUUGGUUUCUUAAGAAUCUGGAUUUGCAGGGAUUGCGUAAAAGACUCAAGAAUGCUCGUGAUCAGUACAACAAUGUGAUGGAAGGUAUUAUAAAAGAGUGUGAAGAGGUGAAGAGAAAAAGGAAGGAGUCCAGUAACGGAAAUAACCCAAGAAAAGAUGUACUUGAAAGCUUGCUUGAUAUUUAUGAAGAUUCGAGCUCAGAGAUUAAACUGACAAGAGAAAAUGUUAAGGCCUUAAUAAUGAACUUGCUUGGGGCAGGAACAGACUCAAUUGCCUUUGCAAUAGAAUGGGCAUUUUCAGAACUGAUCAACAAUCCAGAAGUGAUGGAAAAGGCAAGAAAAGAGAUUGAUUCUGUAGUUGGGAAAACAAGAAUUGUAGAGGAAACAGACAUUCCUAACCUUCCCUACAUUCAAGCAAUAGUAAAAGAAUCAUUAAGGCUGCACCCCACUGGUCCCCUGUUUAGCAGAGAAUCAAGCGAGGAAUGCACCAUCAAAUGCUACAAAAUUCCAGCAAAAACCAAGCUCAUUGUUAAUAUAUGGUCAAUUAAUAGAGACCCAAACCACUGGGAAAACCCACUGGAGUUUAGGCCAGAGAGAUUUAUAAAUGAAGAAUGGAAUGAAAAGAAACAGUUCAUGGACGUGAGAGGACAGUGUUUUAGUCUAUUGCCUUUUGGGGCUGGAAGAAGAAGCUGUCCCGGCUCAUUUCUAGCAUUACAGGUUAUGAUGACGACCCUUGGUGCAAUGGUUCAGUGCUUUGAAUGGAAGGUUAAUGGGGAUGGUGAGAAUGAGACUGUUGACAUGGAAGAGGCACCUGGAUUAUCACUUAAGAGGGUUCACCCCUUAAUCUGUGUUCCCGUUGCAAGGCUCAGUCCAAUCCCCUUAGUGUGUAGUCAGGCAAACCCAAUGUGAAUAAAAAGAUCCCAAAUAAACAAAUAAAAAUCAACUGUAUUCUCAGGUGGUAGAUGAAUUAAAAUCUUCCAUUACUUAACGAGAAAACUAUCGGCUCGCACUCAUAUGCAACACUAAUCUUACUUUUAGCUAUUACACAAAAGAUAUACAUUUGUUUGCAAUACUAAUCUGGAUAAGUUUGGACAAAAGAACAAAUAUCUGGAAUAAGUGCAACUAUUGUUUUCACAUGCAUUGACCAGAUCACUCAAUAUGAAUACAUUGAAAAGUUUGGCCUCCCUAAAAUGAAUGCUGAGGGAUCGGUAAGUCUCAUCAUUUCACAUCACUCAAUAUGAAACUAGACAAUUUUGUAUUAUUAUCUUGAACUUAUCAAUAAGUUAGGACAAAAAUCAAACACUAGUUUUGACUUUUAGAUUAACCCUUGGGCAAUUGGAUAAUAUCUCAACAUUCUUUUUGAACGAAUUACUUGGCCAAAGAGUUUGGGGCUUGAUACUGUCAAUAUUAAUCAUAACUAAACCUUUCAUGGAAGAAAAUGGUUUUGCAAUUUGGAAUGAGCUAUAAUGGCUCAACAAAAAUAAACCCAAUUGAAAAGGAAUCAAGCCAUUCAAGAAGCUAACAUGCAAGAAAAGACAAAUGACUCUUUUGACGCAUGUAUCUUACAUAAAUGGACAUCUAAACAACUGAAUAAAUAAAAAUGAUUUAGGGCCAGAAAGCAAAGUGUAUGUAUAUAUAAUACACACAUAUAUGGAUAUCUAUAUAUAAUUCAGAGUAGAGAAGAAAAGACAGAGACAGAAAUAUAUGAGAAAUGAUGAAUUCAAUAUUUCCUGCAAUUAUUGUUAGUCGUAAGCCCAGUGCACUGACCAAAUUGAUAUUAUUUUACACCGUAUGAUGUAUGUGUGUCUGUGUUUAUAAAAGAAUUGAUGUU
Messenger RNA from Carica papaya (papaya), 3035 nucleotides. The record is from RefSeq and is a predicted model, not a curated record. NCBI's taxonomy places the organism in Eukaryota, Viridiplantae, Streptophyta, Magnoliopsida, Brassicales, Caricaceae.